Vitis vinifera (wine grape) is the source of this 1290-nucleotide messenger RNA. RefSeq names its product probable serine/threonine-protein kinase PBL11. Gene Ontology annotation, biological process: protein phosphorylation. NCBI's taxonomy places the organism in Eukaryota, Viridiplantae, Streptophyta, Magnoliopsida, Vitales, Vitaceae. The transcript is spliced from 6 exons. Gene Ontology annotation, molecular function: protein kinase activity; ATP binding. Bases 1 to 1290 code for a protein of 429 amino acids. The record is from RefSeq and is a predicted model, not a curated record.
AUGGGAAAUUGUCUUAAGAAGAAGAAACUUGAAGAUCCCAACAGAGAUGAUGCUCGACCACCAACUGGGGUCCGAAUUUCACUGCAGCAGAAAAAUUCUGUACCAAUCCAAGGGAGGAAUUCAGAGGCUCCUAUGACAGUUCAAGGGAGGAAUUACACUUCAAUUCAAAAAAGGAAUCCAACGAGAAAAAGGCGUCCUCGAGGCAAGAAACAUGGUCCAAAUACUCAAAGAGAUCGGUCAUUAGCAAGGGCUAUCAAGAAAGAAGAAGUUCUUCAUGCUUACAGGCCUACGCAAUUCAGCUACAAUGUGUUGCACGCUGCCACUAAUAAAUUCAGUAACAAAAAUUUGAUUGGAAGAGGUGGUUUUGGUGAUGUUUUUAAAGGAUGGAUCCAUUCAUGCGCAAAGACUCCAGCAAAACCAAAUGAUGGGCAAGCAAUCGCUGUCAAGAGGCUCAGAAACAAGCAACCACAAGGCCAUGAGGCAUGGCAGAAUGAACUGAACUUUUUGACCAAAAUAAGUCAUCAAAAUCUAGUCAAGCUGAUCGGAUAUUGUUGUGAGUGUGAACAUAAGAUUUUAGUAUAUGAGUAUAUGCCCAAGGGAAGCUUGGAUGCUCAUCUCUCCAAAGAGAGGGAUACAGAGCUAACCUGGGGGAGAAGAAUCAAAAUAGCAGUUGGGGUAGCCAGGGGUUUAGAUCAUCUUCACACUGUUCCGAGGCCAAUCAUUCAUCGGGAUCUAAAGACCUCCAAUGUCCUGCUUGAUGCUGACUUCAACCCCAAGCUUUCAGACUUCGGACUUGCUAAAUAUGGUCCUCAUGAUCAUGAAACCCACGUCUCCACAAGGGUACUCGGCACCAAAGGAUAUGUCGCUCCUGAAUACAUUGGAACAGGGCAUCUCACAUUGAAAUCCGACGUGUACAGCUUUGGAGUAGUGCUACUAGAGAUCUUAUCCGGCUCUUCUGCAGUGGAUAGAUUCUCAAAUGGAAUGUUAGAGAAUCUGGCUGAUCAUGCUAAACCAUAUCUGAGCAAUAAGCUGCGACUGCCUCAUGUUAUUGACAAAAGACUUGGGAGCAAUUUCAGCAUGGAAGAAGCUCAAGAGUUGGCUGAGAUAAUCCUUCAAUGUCUAAAUUCAGAUGCCAAUAGUCGGCCGACCAUGACCGAGGUCUUGUCUUCCCUGGAGCAACUAGAGCAACACAGGGACAGCAGCAAACAUAACUUACGCGGACUUGCUGCACCCCAGAAGGUCCUCCCACUUAACUUCCACAGAGACAUCAAGGAAAAUCCUGUGAGCUAA